AGUCGCCAUCCAUUUGUGUCCUCGAGUGUGACAGCGUGUAAUGUUUCUUAGUCCGUACUCAGUGGUAGCCCUCCGGCGAGCUCUUCACCGCUCAUUGCUUUCAUACAUUUAAGUUAAAAAACCACCAACUCUACCCCCCCGAAACAAUGGCUAUUUAAAGGCGUGCGGCGGCGAUACUUGCAGCGGCAACAACACGGCAGUGCAUCGGCGGGCCUUGGCAAUUUCUGGCAAAAUGGCGUCUCUUUUUGCAAGCACCCUCAUCUUUGCUGCCUUUGACAGCAGAACCAAGCUCCUUGACUCGUUACUACCACCGGAAUCUCCUUUACUUUUGUUCACCCCAUCGCAGCUACCAUUAACCAGCAGCAGACAUGACACUUUCUCAGUGCGCUAUGGAGGACGUGGAGGCCCUGUGCUUAGAACCCUCGUUUCAGACGGCUGACCCCAUGGGGGCCCUUCUGGACCAAGUUAAAGAAGAAGCUCUUUCUCCCUCCUCCUCUCUAGAGGGGAAGGCGCCAGCUUCGCCCUCCCCCUCAUAUUCUUCGUACGCAUCAUCCCUGUCUCCCUACUGGGCCCUCUCUCCACUUCCUUCUCCUUCUGCUGCCUAUCCCUCCUCAUUCCUGGAAACCAAGGAUGGAGCAGACUCCUUCCCAUGUCUGGUUGCCAGCAACCUGCUCGAUGCCUCUGUUGGAGCAGAUGAUGGCAACGCAGUUGAUGCCUUUGGCAUGGAUUGGAUAUUGGAGAAACACGACCUGAGUGAAUUAUACCUGAAUUCCCUCAUCGAGUCCUGCUCAGCCGAUGGUUCUCUCAGCUCUCCCGAGGCUCUCCUGGCCUCGCUCGACUCCCACAUGGAUCUCGACCUAGAAUCCUACGACGCAACCAUCUCUGCUUCGCAGGAGAGCCUUGAGCUUAGUCUGUCACUGCCUGGUGUUCCUGCUCUGCCCCUGGUGGUCCCUCUCCUUGAGGUAUCUGAGGCCAAGGAGACCGAGGUGGCUCCUGAUCAGGAGGUAGAUAUGAAGUUGGAGCCUCCUUCUCCUGCUCCCUCUCCAUCUCCCCCGUCUCCAACAUUCACACUGGAGCCAAAAAGUGAAGGGGAUGAGGAAAAAGUGGCCCAAUCUCUCACUGCCACCGUCAUCCCAGAUUCCAGCGGAAACCUUCAGGCCACCGAGUCCAUCAUUUCCUCUCUUCCCACCUCAGCUCAACUCGUGGUGGUGGUGGUCACCAACAAAGAUGAGCCUCCCCUCGUAUCUCUCCCCGAGUCACCCAGUAAGUCCUCUUCUCCAUCAAGCGACUGUGAUGACGACUCGGGAUUUGAAUCGUGGGCCGGCUCUCCUCCAUCCACUCCCUCCUCUGCAGCUGGGUCCUCCAGGACGAAGCCUUACACCAAACCAGAGCCUGCCUCUGCCUCCUCUCCCUCGUCUAAGGCCUCGAAAGUCAAAUCGGUGUCUGGGGCGCCCAAGGUGGUCGAGAAGAAACUGAAGAAGAUGGAGCAGAACAAAACGGCAGCCACUCGCUACAGGCAGAAGAAGAGGGUCGAGCAGGACCUGCUGAACGACGAGUGCCUCGACCUGGAGAAGAGGAACCAAGAGCUCGCAGAGAAGGCGGAGUCCAUCAGCCGAGAGAUUAAGUAUCUCAAGGAUCUGAUGGAGGAAGUUCGCAAGCGCCGCAACAAGACCAGUUCUGUGGCUUAAAUCAGAAUUGGGUUGUUUCCGCCCUCAUGCUCACAUGUUGUAAUAACAGAUGUGUGAAACUGGCCACUGAUUUAGAAAACGGUUAAUUCUGGAUGGGAGGUGAUGUCAUUAGUAUAGAGCAGGGGGCUGAGGGUUAGUUGGGUGAAGCAUCUGUACAUGCUCGUCUCUCAGUCCCCUGUCAGAUCCCCCGCGUGUACUCUGCGCUAAAAGCAGUACAUUUACCAACAGGCAGAGUAAAUACUUGCUUUUGUUGCUUAGGCAUGCGAACCUGUGCUUACAGUCGCUCUCAGCAUUGUUACAGACGUGAAUCUCUGCCACACUCCUUGCACCAGUCAAUAGCCUUAAAGAGCUUAGCCUCAGUAAAAUAACUCCCAUCAGCCAGGCGAGAUUAAGCCUGUACCUUUUCUUACCCACUCCUUUUUCUCCCACUGAGACCUUCUUCUAAACAACUUAAAGUCCAGUAAGGGGCCUCGAGCCUAUUCAUGACCUUUUGAUGUUAAACUUUCUUUUUUUUUCUUCCUGUGUAUAUAGUUUUCUCCUCCCUCGGUUGCUGAACUUUGCUUUUAUUUUACCUUUAUUUAACGGUGGACAAAUGUGUCACUUAGCUCAGACCUUUAGUGCAGGUGUUGGCUUGUAAAGUUGCUUUGCUCUUUUUCUAAUAAAUGUCUGUCAGUACUCAAA
Solea senegalensis (Senegalese sole) is the source of this 2369-nucleotide messenger RNA. It is a transcript of the gene atf4a, whose product is annotated as activating transcription factor 4a. Lineage: Eukaryota; Metazoa; Chordata; Actinopteri; Pleuronectiformes; Soleidae. The coding region runs from base 369 to 1688 and encodes 439 amino acids. Gene Ontology annotation, cellular component: ATF1-ATF4 transcription factor complex; ATF4-CREB1 transcription factor complex; nucleus. The record is from RefSeq and is a predicted model, not a curated record. Gene Ontology annotation, biological process: regulation of transcription by RNA polymerase II. Gene Ontology annotation, molecular function: DNA-binding transcription activator activity, RNA polymerase II-specific; RNA polymerase II transcription regulatory region sequence-specific DNA binding. The transcript has 4 exons.